Molecule: messenger RNA, 860 nt
Organism: Sardina pilchardus (European sardine)
Lineage: Eukaryota; Metazoa; Chordata; Actinopteri; Clupeiformes; Clupeidae
Gene: polr2h
Product: RNA polymerase II, I and III subunit H
Exons: 6
Coding region: 209-661 (150 amino acids)
Biological process (GO): DNA-templated transcription
Cellular component (GO): RNA polymerase III complex; RNA polymerase I complex; RNA polymerase II, core complex
Source: RefSeq, a predicted model, not a curated record
GUGAAUGCUAAGAAGGGUCAACAAGUUCCACAUUGUAUGAGCGCGGCACAAUUCAUUUCUGUUUAUGAGACAGAUCUGAUUAUCAUUAUUUUCUUUUGUUCCUUAGAGCUUUUGUUGGGGUCUUUCAUACUGCCCCAUCUGUUAAGAUUAAUACGACAACGGGUUUGGUCGUAGGUGUCCUAGAAAAAAUAGAUAGACUAGAACCAACAUGGCUGGAAUACUGUUUGAAGACAUUUUUGAUGUGAAAGACAUAGACCCAGAUGGGAUGAAGUUUGACAGAGUGUCUCGACUUCACUGUGAAAGUGAAUCUUUCAAGAUGGACCUCAUACUUGACGUGAACAUUCAGAUCUACCCUGUGGACCUUGGGGACAAGUUUAGAUUGGUGAUAGCCAGUACACUUUAUGAAGAUGGAACACCAGAUGAUGGAGAAUACAAUCCAACAGAUGACCGCCCUUCAAGGGCAGAUCAGUUUGAUUACGUAAUGUAUGGAAAGGUGUAUAGAAUUGAAGGAGAUGAGACGUCUACAGAAGCGGCUACUCGUCUUUCUGCAUACGUUUCUUAUGGUGGGUUGUUGAUGAGACUACAAGGUGAUGCCAACAACUUGCAUGGAUUUGAAGUGGAUUCACGAGUCUACCUUUUAAUGAAGAAGCUUGCUUUCUAAAUAUGGCUUGCGAUUUUUCUGUGUGGACUCAAAAUACAAUGCAUUUGAACAUCCGGAAAGACAAUAUCUCUUGAGGAUCAUGGACUUGUAUCUUUGCAGAUUGUUGUUUGUUUUUUUGUAGAAAAAUUCUCUUGUUUGUUGUAAUUUAAUUGGAAAUUACAAAUCAAUACUGUUUGUAAAUAAAGAAACAUGUUUUAUA